AUGCGGUCAUAUCUUGUUAUCUGCGAUCGUAAUAUCUUCAAAAGCCUUGACCUGGUCGGGGAUGAUUUUGAUGCCUCGAUACUACAACAUGAAGCCGGGAAACUUACCCGUGCUAACCCCGAAGGCAUGUUUCUCUGGAUUGAGCUUCGUACUGCAUCGCCACAAAACGUUGAACCACCAAGGCCCAGAAAUUCCCCGGACCCUGCUACUAAGAAGGAUAUUCACUUCUUAAAAUAUCCUAUAUACGUAGGCGGGAACAGGGGAAGGGGCCAAAUUUAUCCCGACGACAGCAAGAGUAACAAUACUGCUUAUAAUGCUACAGCAGCAGGUAUAGUAAGCAAAAUCAUACGAAAAGAAAAAGGUGGAUAUGAGAUAACCAUAACGGAUGCGUCGGAUGGACGUCAAGUGGUUGAUAUUAUCCCUCCCGGACCAGAACUUCUUGUUUCCGAGGGCGAAUCUAUCAAAUUUGAUCAACCAUUAACGAGUAAUCCUAAUGUAGGCGGAUUUGGUCAGGGAGAUGCAGAAAUAGUACUUCAAGAUCCAUUACGUGUCCAAGGACUUUUGUUCUUCUUGGCAUCUGUUAUUUUGGCACAAAUCUUUUUGGUUCUUAAAAAGAAACAGUUCGAGAAGGUUCAAUUGGCCGAAAUGAAUUUCUAGAUUUGCAGAUUUGUCGACAUCAAGUUCGUAAAAAGAACCAAAUUCUUGUUGGUGAUUAUUUAUGAUCAAAAAAAUAAAAUUCUGAAAACUCCUUUGUCUUAUUUAUACUCUUCUUCAAAAUCUACAUACUAUGUGGUACAAGGGAUUCCCAGCAUCUCGUAGAAAAAGAGUAUGUAAUGUAGAAUUUGAAGAAGAAAAUUUGACUUUCAUUAUUUUUAUUUCAUUUUUUUAAAUUGGAGUAGUGUGACUAUGUUACUAUUGACAGAUUUCAAUGCCAUAAGACGUAUCAAUAGUUUUCUAUUCUAAAUAGAAAGAAAGUCAAAUUUGUCUAAAUACUAGACAUAAGGAAGCAGGGGAUAAAUGUGGGGAA
Nicotiana attenuata is the source of this 1027-nucleotide messenger RNA. RefSeq names its product cytochrome f-like. Gene Ontology annotation, cellular component: thylakoid membrane; chloroplast. The record is from RefSeq and is a predicted model, not a curated record. The coding region runs from base 1 to 657 and encodes 218 amino acids. NCBI's taxonomy places the organism in Eukaryota, Viridiplantae, Streptophyta, Magnoliopsida, Solanales, Solanaceae. The transcript is spliced from 2 exons. Gene Ontology annotation, biological process: photosynthesis. Gene Ontology annotation, molecular function: heme binding; electron transfer activity; iron ion binding.